AUGACAAAAGAGGUCAUUUUCCAACAAGAUGGUGCUCCGGUACAUUUCUCAAAGGCAGUUCGUUCGUGGCUCAACAACAAGUUCUCUGGUCGAUGGAUUGGAAGAGAACAAGAUCCAUAUUUGAACAUUCGACUUAUGGAUGUCAAAAUUAAAGAAUUGCCAGAAAACUAUGUUGAUAAUUUAGAAAAAGUGCUCGAUAAAGAAUUAAAUUAUAUUAGUAAGAAAAAAGGUCAUCCAUGUCAAAAAAUUGAUUUUUUUCAACAAGAUGGUUAUCCUUUGCAAGAGGGAAGAUUCAUGGAUAUUAAAAUACGAGGAGCGUGCACCGAUGAAGAUACUAGCAAGGUAUAUCCGAUUGAAAAAGCAACUAUAAUUGGUAAGUAUUGCUUUUCUUUUAAAGAAAAAUUGAUCUUUUUUCUAAUCUCAAAUAUCAUAACGUGUAACAAAUGACACUACAAUCUAAACAUCAUUGUUUGAUGUGAAACGUUUUGAUCCCACGUCUUGCAGAAAGAGAAAAUCUGCACAAGUUCUUUAAAGAUUUUUUUUCUUGAAAAUUCUUGAUCAAGAUCUUGAUCAAGAUUUAUUGAUACCUGUGCACUUGAUGUCCUUGGAAAAACUUGAUCAAGAUCUUGAUCUAGAUUUACUACGGUUUCAAGUCCGAUGUAUCUUGAGAAUUCUGUAUCAAGAUCUUGUUGUUGUCUCUAUCACCGUUUUUGUUUUGUAGUGUCUGUAUAUAUAUAUAAAAGCGUCCGCACUGUAAAAUAUUGACAAAUCUUUAAGUAUAUUAUGGACAUAACGUUCAACUAAACAGCUUCGGUAGUGUCUGAACGGUACCGUAAGAGCUGUGAAUUGUGCAGUACUGUUCGUACAGUGCAGUACUGCAGAGCGAGCGCAAUAGAAUACA
Messenger RNA from Didymodactylos carnosus, 901 nucleotides. The record is from the annotation of a GenBank genome assembly. Lineage: Eukaryota; Metazoa; Rotifera; Eurotatoria; Philodinida; Philodinidae.